Trichophyton verrucosum HKI 0517 is the source of this 1356-nucleotide messenger RNA. RefSeq lists its product as uncharacterized. The transcript is spliced from 3 exons. The record is from RefSeq and is a predicted model, not a curated record. Bases 1 to 1356 code for a protein of 451 amino acids. NCBI's taxonomy places the organism in Eukaryota, Fungi, Ascomycota, Eurotiomycetes, Onygenales, Arthrodermataceae.
AUGCUGGUUGAUGCUGGUGUUGCUGUCUCUUACAUAAGCAAUGUUCUUUUUUUGACAUCUUCAACAGCGACAGGAAGACAAGACGACGGGGCAGAGACGAGGCAGAAGACAGCAGCAAUUGAGCGGCCGGAAGGUAUUGGCCAUGAAGCAAAUAGGUCUGCAAGCUUCAAGGCGAGCUCAGGGCUCGCUCUGCCAGCUCUGCGCCUUUUCUACGUCCUCGAUUUCACGGAGGUUUACGGCCUUUUCACCGCGCGCAGUGGCCUCGAGGAAGAAGCCAUGCGAUAUAUUCAACGGCAGAAGACCGCUGCGGCACAGCCGGCGACCCACGACAAUUCGUCCGUUCGAGAUGUCAUAGCUGAGAGUGAUGCGAUAAUAUCGGGUACAACAAUACCCUCGGAGGAGUCAGUCAUUGAAAUCCUAAAGAAAAGCCAGGCCAUAGUUGAUGCAGUUCAAUCGGUUGAGGCAGCGGAAGUGCAGACAGACACCAAACCGAAGAAGGACGCUAUAUCCUCUCUUCUCAACCUAGAUGACGAAGAAGAGGCAGGGGCAGUGCGAAAGACGUCUCAGACACAAAAGAAGGAACCCCCAAUAUCUACGUCAGCUACCGCUAUAUCGAAUAAGUUAAACGAGUUGCUACAAGACCCGAAAGUGUUUAUAUCGCCAGAGAUACUGAAACUCUACACCUCGAUCCAAUGCCAGCUCAAAAAAGCAGACUAUAUACCCACCAUUUUCACCCUUUACGCUAAUAAGCCAUCCCCACGGUCAAGCGGUGGGACAAUAACAUAUAGCCCAUCCAACCCCAAAAGCCCACAAAAUGCAAUUCCUCCCACCAUUGCCAAUGAUGCUCUGGAAGUAGCCAUGGAACAACGAAACCUCUCACUGGCUCUCGCUAUCAUAGACACGGCAUUCUGCACGCCAGCAUUCUAUCGCUCGAAAAUCAUCCGACAAGCAUCGUUUCCGUUUUUAGGUGUAGUGGCUACACCACCAGCAGCAUGGGCAAUAGCAUCAUACCUUUCAACUCUCCAGAAUACCAUGGACGUGUCUACGGCCAGGGGGAUAGCCUUCUCCGCCAUUCUUGCAUACGUUACCUUUACCGCUUCUGUCGGGCUAGUUGCGGCAGCCACUUCAAACGACCAUAUGAGGAGAGUUGUGUGGAUUCCCGGUACUGCUUUACGAAGUCGUUGGCUACGGGAGGAGGAACGCCAGGCCUUGGAUCGAGUUGCACAGACUUGGGGUUUCAGUGAUCCGCUUAUGCGAGGCGAGGAAGUAGGAGAAGAAUGGGAGUCGCUGCGUGAAUUUAUUGGGAUGAGAGGGAUGAUUUUGGACAAGACAGAUCAUAUGGAGGGAAUGGAAUAG